AUGGGCCAGUUUUUCGGGAAAAUAAAUGAAGAUAAAAAGGAAUUUCUCCAAGACGACGUAUUUAGUACUCCAACUAGACCAAAGAAGAUUAUCCGGCGUGUUGAAAUGGAUCCAAGAUCACCGACCACGACAAUACCACGAACGCCUAUUGAAGUUGAAAGGUGUGCUUUUAAUUCACUGAAAAACUCUACGUGA
Loa loa (African eye worm) is the source of this 195-nucleotide messenger RNA. RefSeq lists its product as hypothetical. Lineage: Eukaryota; Metazoa; Nematoda; Chromadorea; Rhabditida; Onchocercidae. The transcript has a single exon. Bases 1 to 195 code for a protein of 64 amino acids. The record is from RefSeq and is a predicted model, not a curated record.